GCUGAAGGUUCUGACACUCACAUAGGUGUGACACUGCAUAAGUCCCAGAACAUGGCUGUGCCCCAGACCAGGGAAGAGCGAGGACUGAGAAAACAGACCUAAGCUAUCUGUUGUAAUGUGUAGGGGCAUCCUGAAAAGGGGCUCGGGCUGGUAGUGCAGUACCCAGAGGCUCUGAGUUCCGAGGUCUGAAGCCAUGGGCACCCUUUACCAUAGAAAGCCUUCACUUCCCAGGAUACUUGGUGGAGAGCAGAGUCUUCUCCUCGGGUGUUGGAGCCUCCCAGAGCACAGGGGGUAGCGCAGGGGUGGUGUACCCUAAGUUCACUGAGAACUAGAUGCUGGAAGUUGACUUCCAGAGGAAAUUUCCCAAGAAGUAAUUUUGGGAUGCUCCUGUCAAUCUGGAGCAGGUAGGGCACCUCCAAAAAGUAUCUGCCUAUGUGGCUAUACUCUUUCAAACUCGGGGUGGAGAGAAUGUUAGCCCUCAGGUUGACAGUGUGGAAAAGGAUGUGGAGGAGUCUGUGGUGAGUCGAGAGGGGACGUGGCAGCAGCAGCCACUUGAAGCCUCUUGCUGUGUAGUUACAGGACCAAGUGGGUAGCGCCAUGACUUCCUGGAAGCAAGCAGAAUGAUUAGAGUUCAGAUCAGGCCCAUUAAGGGAACUAUGGAGCAGGGACCUGACAUUGGAGGGAAGCCAGGUCCAAAGACAGAGAUGCAAAGACAGAGCUCUGAACAGAAGAGGGGCUGUCCAGACAGGAGGUCGUGCCAGCAGAUAUGACGUCUCCAGCUUGAAGCAAACACGGCAGGAUGGCUCAGAAGUGUUGACUCUCUGCUGAAUUCUGAGUUCCCCAACACCCAUGACCCACAAGCCCAGCCUCUGCGACUUACCAAUACCUAGUGGCUUAAUUAAAUCCCAAGGAACCUAUCCUUGACAACAGACAUCUGAGUCCUUGAGUAGCAGGAGUAUGGGCACCAGUCAGGAAAUUGGAAAAUAUGUCUGCUUUCUCUGAUAGGAGAUGCAGGGGGGCACUAUUCAACUGGCUUCUGUAGACAGUCAUCCUGGGGCAUCCCAGAGGGUCAAGGAGAAGCCCACCACUCUGUCCCCACAACCAUCUGUCUAGAAUCUCUGCAGGCUAUGCUGGAGAGUGGUCCUUGUACCUUCUGUCCCUACCUACUGUGAGAGAGAGGGCAGCCUCCCUGUCUGCCUGGCUUUUUCACUCAACACCUUAUGUGACAGUGGCCUUAACUCUGCAGUCAGACUUGUCUGGGCACUCCCAGCUCAGUCAUUUCCCUGCUGCAGACAGUGUCCUUGUGACUCCGAGGGACACAAUGGACAGAUCCCAGGCCAUGCCUGGUGGAAGAACUUCUGUGACCACAGCGGGAUGGGUGGACCUGCAUCAUUCCACAGGCCCUCUGACAUCCCAACAGCGGCCGGCAGGAACAAGGAUCUGAGACUCUCAUGGAGUGGUCUUCCCAGGAAUAUCCACGUUGCUCAGUUGGGGCCAGCGUCCACUCCCUUCUACCCCCAGGAAGCCACUCUGGCCUGAGAAUGCAGCUCACACAGACAGGUGUGCAAGCUUCCAGAGUCCCUUUCAAGACCCAGAAUCCCUUGUCCUUAUCUUAGGCAUUGCUGUGAGAGCCCCUACUGGGAGGCAGAGUCUCAGAGCUCUUGCCACCGAAUGCCUGUGUAGUUUUCAGGGGAGCAGAGCUACUAAGUCAACCUCCAAAGCCAAGGCUACACUCUUCUGUAGACAGGAAGGCAGGUAGAAUUUUUCUUGACUCUUCUUCCAGACUCGCUAGGAGGAUGAGGUCCAUAACUCAGCCUAUGAAGUCUUCAAACAUGAGGUUUCACUUCUGUAGCCCAGUAAGCCAGUGGCAUGUGAUCUUGAGCAGGAAGAGAAGCUGAGGAAUCAAGGCUAGGCUGUCAUUGCUGCAGCCUGUAGGGGCUGAGUGGGGAGGCCAGGGCUGGGGUAGGUGACUGGAUGAGCUGAGGACUUGGGGGGCUUGAGCUUUAAAAACGAGGGUACCCCUAAGGCCGAAAGACCUAUGUCCUACCAGGUCCUCUUCACUUUGCUUGAUCUAUAGCUGGUCAUGGGGUAGUUCUCAGUCAAUGUCUCCUGCUUAGCACAGUGUAGAGUCCCACCCCCAUCCAUGUGCUGUGCAGAAAGCUGGGCCUGUGUCCUAGCUCAGUUCCACACGGAGUCCAUCCAGCCUGAGACCCUCCCAGUUGCUUCCUACCCUGGCUAGGCAGGGACUACAUGCUCUGGCAUGCUUGAGGUCCCUAACCAAGGUCAUGUUCCCUGAAGAGGUGUAGCCUGCUUCCUCCUUGUCUUUCUUCCCGAAGGUCAGGUUUAUAUGGCUGCUGUUUCCUUUGGAUUUGCUAGCCGGGUGGCCACCAGGGUCCUGGCAUUCCCAGUACCAUACAAAUGGGUUGCUUUUCUAUUUCUCAUGCUUGGCCUCAGCUUGUUAAGGAAGCCCCAAAUUGGCACUUUGGUGUCUUUUUCCUCUACCAAAUUGUCAACAACAACAACAAACAAACAAACAAAAACCCCCAAACACACCAAAACAAACCAACCAAUCAAACACCCCCCCAAAAACCAAAAACCUCCUAGGGAUUUCUGCAGACCCCAAAAUGUGUCUGGAGCCCUAUUCUGGUAGAAGGAGUAGGGUUUCCAAGGCUGAACCUGCCCCUUCCCCUCCUUAUUCAUUCACUUCAAGGCCAAGGUUUUAAGCUGGGUGCUAUGAUCAUGGCCCGUGUCCUUUCUGUGACUAUCUCUCAAUCAUGUCUCCUAAGGCAUCAUCGGUCUCUGUCCUUAUAGCCACUCUUGAGGGCUGUCUCUCAAGGAAAACUGGUGGCCCCAGGCUCAGGCCUCUACCCAGCAUCCAUUUCUCUUCAAUCUUCCCAGCUCUACCUUCUUUCCCCUCUGUCUUGGUGAGUCACCAGGAAGAGCCCGCUGCCUUCAGCUGACAGUCAUCUUCCCAUGGCCGGUAGCCUCUUGUGACCAGUAUUCCUGGGGCUCACAUGCUAGGUACUUGGGGAAUCCUACCCAUGGUAGGGGAAAGAACUAUUUAUUGUGUGUGGUGUCAGUUUGCAAGGUGUCCAGUACACUGCAGCAGUUAAGCAGGAAGUCUGGUCACAAUCCAGACAGCUGACAGUGGACAGGAAGAGUCACCAUGCCAGUAUUUAGCCUGAGGAUGUGCUGGGCUCUCUGAGCAAGCUGUGUGAAUUCAUUCGUGUGUUCUCUCACAGACACAGUGUCUGGAGUUCCUUUUAUGAGACACUCAGUAAUUUGUCCAGAUUCAUACCCGGGACAGGACUCAAACCCGAGGAGUAAGGCCCAGCACCUAUGAUCUGAGUUGAUCUUCUGUCCCUUUAAGGCCAGUGUUUCACUUGGCCAAUUCUACCUGCCCCAACUCGGCUGCAGCUCUUCACAACCCCUGUAUCCCCAGAGAUCUACUGUUGGGAACUCUGAAGGCCUCUCUACAAAGGUAGAAAGGGGAGCCACUGACAUGACUUCAUUGUUGAAGAGCGCAGAGCCAGAGUGAGGUACAUCCCAAGCAACCCAGAGGGGUACCUACAGGACGCUCGGGGUGGGCUACACAUGAUUUCUAGACAAAUCCCACUGGGCCCUAAGACCAUAGCUGCUUCUUUCCCAGGAUGGGUCACCCCAAGUUCCUCCACUGGUAAGCUGGGUAACUCUCUGACUUCAUUAGGUGAGUUUAUACAAAGAGCUACAGUAAAUGUCUGUCUUUAUGGCAAGAGGCAAUUGUACUGGGAAGGCUGGGAAAUGGGGAGAGAGUGAAUGCACGGCCGUGUGCAGAGGUGGGGGAGUGGGAGAUACAGUUUCCUUUGGGUCCCGGGGUCAUUACUUCAGAAAUGGACACAUUUGCGUGCUCUGAAGACAACGUGCUAAGAAACCUCUCCCUUUAUUUUCUUGGGACGCAGACCCUCUUAUUUUAUAGUACUGUUCUGUUACCUCUCUGCCUGGUCCUGUGUGGUUGAUGACCUCAGGUUUUUUUUCCCUGUAGAUCCUUUGAUGUUGCCUUAGACCAGCCAUCUCCUUGGUUCUGAAUGGCUGUGACUGCCCCAUGCUAACAGUGAGAUGUCCGAGACCCUGAGUACCUGUGCGAGUGUGAGCCCUUCUGUGUGUCAUGUGGCCAGCCACUCCUAUCCUAUUGGCUGUGGCCUGGUGCUUGUCCCCACUCCAAAGAUCUCUGCUUACAUCUGCCUGCUGCUCCCUCCCUGCCAUUCCUGCUUUUCUCAUCCUCCGGAUCCCUUCCCCCACCCUGAGCUCCAGGACACUUGUUUUCUGCUACCCAAAGGCCAGUUUCAUUCCACACUGGAUCUCGCAGCUCCUGGGCUACACCAUGCAUUCUCAGUGUAGAGUCAGACCAGGCUGUUCCUUCCCAUCUGUAGGGUUUGGACAGGCGCUUCCGCCUUCUGAGGUCUUUUGAUUUUGCCAUCUCUAAAAUGGGCACGAGGAUGCCUCCCUCAUAGGGUCACCAGGACAACUGGAUGAGGUAGGUUGGAGAGACCUCUCGGUUUGGCAUUUAUUUCCCACCUUCUUUGCCUGGCAGACUCUAGGUCCUUGGUAUGUAUGUGCUAUACUCAGACAGCAGCAUGGAACCUCAUUUGUUAUGGUUGGGAACGAGCUUUGUUUGCUUUGGAGAACCUGAUGGUACUCCCUGGAAGCCAUCCUUUUCCUCUUUAUGUGCAUUGCUAAGCAUUUAAUUCCCGGUGGCUGGUCUGAGCCUCGUUCUAGCUUUGCUGUGUUCUAGCAGGUCAGCUUGUAAACUGAGAUCCUCGUUCGUAUUGCAUGACGUUUGUAUGGAUGAAACCCAAGCUACCCACUCAUGAAUAAUCCACCUGUCCUUGUUCUCCUCAAAGGACUUUUUUUCCCCCCGGGACAAUCCAAAGGCACGAUAGCCACCUCAGAAUUUCCAGAAAGUUCAUGUUGUAGACUCGUUCCAUUUUUAUUAAGUCUGGGCCAGUGAAAUGUUUCUGGGAUGGAGCCAACAGCCCAGAGACGGACUGAGAAAAGCUUCAGCUACGUCAUCAGAGCUCCCAGCAUCGAUGGCUCUGACGGGAUAAAUGUGGAUGUGAAGAUUGACACCUGCUGGGUCUUCCGAGAUGUGGAGGAGAGGGACAAGGAGCAGGGGUGCCUUCCGGAAACUGCCAGCAGCCUGGACCUGGACACGGGGUUGCUCAGGGAGCAGCUAGAAUCCUCAGAGCGGAAGCUGUUGGCAGCUGUGGACAAGCAUGUGAUAUCAGAGUCGGGGCUGAGGAACAGGGUCCGGGAGCUGGAGCUGUCAGAGAGGAGGCUUCUCUUGAAGGUGGAACAGCUGAGGGCCUGUGUGGCCCAGGAAAGAAGUGCCACACUCCACACCCAGGAGCAGCUGCAGGCCCUGCAGGGGACACUGGUUAGCCAGGUGCGGGAGGCAGAGAGUUCGAUCAGACGGCAACGGUGGCUGCAGGAGCGGCUGCAGCGCAAGGACGAGGCGCUGGCACGGCAGGCGGCGGCCCUGAAGCGUUGCGGGCGGGUGCAGCGGCAGCAGCUGGGCCUGGUGCGGGAGCAGGAACGCGUUCUGCGUGUGCAGGUGCAGCGACUGGAGCGCGAUGUGCGGCGCCUGGGUCGAGCUGCGGGCCUCCUGCUGGCUCAGCUGCAUGCGGCAGACUCGUCGCCCGGUACCAGGAGCUCUGGAUCGCAGUUUCUGGCCGGUUCCCUGGGUGACACGGAGGUCAUAGAGCUGAGCGCGCUGCGAGCCAGGGCGGAGCUCGCAGAGCGAGAGCGAGCGAAAGCGGUGCGCAGGCUGCGAGAGCACAGCGCCACCGAGCGGCAGCUGCGAGAGCAGCUGGAGGAACUGCGCUGCUGCGUGUAUGGGCUGACGUUGUCAGAGAUAGGCCUGCACAGUCAGGUAGAGGAGCUCGCCCACCAAAACCGGCGCCUGCGGGCCCAGCUGGGGCACAGUAGCCCGGGUGCCUUGGGCUGUGCACAGAGUGAUUCUCUGCCUCCACUCCAGGCAGUGGUGCUGGAUCCCUGCAGCAGCCACAGCUGCCACGGUGAUGCAUGUGGACUUCAGGGCCUGGCAGGCCAGCUCUCAGAAGAGCCCCCUAGCUGUGUUGGAGAUGGACCAGACCACCACAUGACAGUGUCCACAAGGACCAUGGGCAAGCUUCAGAGAGACCUGUCAGGGUCUGAGCAUAGACAGGCUGCCCUUGUCCAGCCCCACCCAGAUCUACAGGCUCCUUGGCUGCUGUGUGGCUGUCCCCCAGGGUCAGGCAUGGAUGAGCCACUCUGCUCCUUGAGCUUGGCAGGACUUUCAGAGAAUCUUCAAACUGUUGGAGCCCAAGAAGCCCUACUGCUGUUACCCACCUCCAUGUUCCAGCUCUGGGGACCUGCUGGAGAUCCAGAGCUCUUACUGCCACCUCUGCUCCAGGAGUGUCCCCUACAAGAACUUCAGACCCUAGAAGAGCUGGACCGCAUGUCCUCGCCUGCCCAUGGAGCUUUCGCACACCCUGGCUGCCAUUGUAAUCUGGCAAGGAGCCAUGACACCUCCCUCAGCCAGGAGUCCUCACACAUUUCCAAUGACUCAUUUCUCACAAAAGGGCCCGAGGAGCCAAGAGACACGCUGCAGGGGGGACAUGGGCCUCCAGUCACAAGUGCAGAGAAGUGGGGGGUGAUGGGAACCUUGGGUGGGAUAAAGUCAGAGCUUGAUGACAGAUGCCUGCUGCUUCUGCAAGGCAGUGAGAAGCUGUCCUUGGACACUGAGGUCCACAGCCUAGAGGGCAUGCAGGAAGGGGGCUGGGCUGCAGAUACACAGGCCGUGGCCUCCUUUCCUUGGCUUCAUUCAGAAUGUCUAACACUGCCUCUGCGUGGGACGAAGAAUCCUGGCAGUGGGAAGAGCUCUAGAUCACAGGAGGGUCCUGAUUCCCUGAGCAAGAGCAGGAGUGUGGAGGGAUGUGGCUGGGAAUGCUUGGUGAAUCUGUCUCCAGAGAAGGAGGAAGAGGCCAUCAACUUCGGGGAUCAUGAGACCCAAGAGCCAUGGACAAAUGGUAGUCAGCUCCCAGUGGGAAAGGGCAAAGAAGCCUGGAGGAGUGCACAGGGCAAGCUGGGCCACCAGCUGUGCUUUGGAGAUACUGAGCUGCUCCCUAAGGAGAGGUCAGGGGAUGAAGAACAAGAGGAGAUACAGAUCGGAGUGACAUCAGACCCUGCUUCUGUGGGCCCUGAGCAGCCUGAGUUCAAGACCCGUGUGGGUGAGGAACAGCGUGUACUAAUAGAUGAUCAGGAUUUGUUACAGUUCCCCAGAUUGGCCUCAGCUGGCACCAGCAGUGAAGGUCCUUGCUCCUCACAGGCUCUGAUCACAGGACAGGACAGGUGUGCCCUCCAGACAGACACGCUGGAGAAGGAGGCAGAGGCAUGCUUCCAGCAGCUGAACAACCCGAAGCUUGUGUGUGGAGAUGCCCAGCGGACAUCAGCGUUGGUGAGACAGAGCCAGAGAGCCACUCAAAGGUGGCGGGUCAUUGAGGAGGGGGUGUGCCUUCAGCAGUCAUUGGCCAGCCAGGAUCUGAAUGCGAAAUCCAACAGGAACAGUGAGGGAGUGGGGCCCAAAGAGGAUGUGGUCCUCUGCAAUGGAGAAGAUCUUCCAGGAGCAGCACUCGAUGGGGAUAAAGCCAACUGGGGCCCUGCAGAGCUGGGUGGGAGCCAGCUCUCUCCAACAUGGUGUACCCUAAAUAGGGCGGGAAGCAGGUUCCAUCAGCUCUUGGCUAACAUGAAGAAAGAGAGAAGUCAGGUUUUACUUGAUAAUGCCAGGCUUGAGGGCGACCAAGAAGGAUGUCGCCAUGAAGGAUGCCCUUGUGAAAAGGAGCACACAGGAGAAGUGGCCAAGGCACUGAGGCUGGAGCAGGCAAACCACGUGCUGCAGGGAGAGCUGGUCCGCCUCAGGCACGAGCUGGACCAGUGCAUGCAGGCUAUGUCCGACCUGGAGGAAUGCAAUAGGAAGAGUUACUGUAAGAUUUCCCAGCUGGAAGAGGAGAACGAGAAGCUGAAGGGGGACCUGGGCCAGCUGCAUAAGGCCGUGUCUGAGAGUGUCAGGAAAGCCGGGAGCAGGGUGAAGCAUGUCACCCAGGAAAACACAGAGCUCAGGGCUCUGAUCUCAGAGCUCGGGGGCAGUUAUAAAGGACUGAUAAAAGACACAGUGCUGGGGAUAGAAGACAUGGUCUGGGCUCUGCAGGGGGAAAACGAGCACCUUGUAGGCAGGGUCCAAAGCCUGGAGAGGGAGGUUCUGCAGAUGAGCAGGGAUCUGGGGAAAGAAAAGUGGUACUCCCAGGGAAACUCCAACAUGGCGGAGGACAAGGGACACACUAAAGACAAAGAGGUCCAGGUGACAAUGUUUUCAAGACAACUGAGCACAAGAGCUGGUGGGCCAUCCUGGUCUGAGAAGUCAAAUGUGACAGGAGGACCUUCCUUAGAUUUGGAAGGUUCCAGAUGCAGGGCUGACACUAGUAAGACCUCAUCAGUCUGUGCAGUCACCACAGGGCCUCAGGAAGCACACACCAAUGGGGCAGGAGGAGACGGAGCUUGGCUGCAAAAAGAACAGAAGAUUCCAUGGUGUUCUGUACAAGAAGGACACCCUCAAAAGUCCCGGAGCCACAGCCCCCAGCCCCCAAACUCCAAGGUUGUUGCCUCUGAGGAGGACACCAAACUAUGCAUUCAGCGGCUCCAUCACCAGGUGCGGACCCUACAGUGCCAGCUCAGGGACCAGGGCUGGGCACUGCGGGAGUUGCAGGCAGCUCAGGAUGAGGCAACGGGACUCCAGGAUAAGCUCAAAAGCAAGCUUGAGGAGCUUUGGGAACAGCAGCGCGAAGUGCGUCUGGCUUCGAGUCCUCUGAAGGCCAAGAUGGCUUCCCUGGUCCGCAAGUGCCAAGAGAGGAACCGCCUGAUUGAGCACCUACUACAGGAGCUGCCAAGACACGAGCCCAAGAACCACCUGCUCUCCGAGCUGGCGCAGAACAUGCUUGAGGAUGUGGCACUGGCUGAGUACAGUGCCACCUUCCUGACCCCAGAAGCAUCAGAAACAUCCUGCCACCUGGAUGUGAGCUCCAAGGAGACUUCAGCCAGAGGAGGAGUUCAGGAGUAUCUGUUUGAUUCUGAAGCAGACAGUGUCCUUCAAAACCUGUGGGGUGUGGAGUCCUGGUGCCUUCCAGGGGCUGAGUGGGCAUUGCAGACUUCACCAGGUUCUCCAAAGGAAAGAAGACAGCACCACCAGGCACAUCAUGCUGGCAAAGAUGAAUGUCCGUCCCAGGUGACCAAUGGAGCAGAGGUGGCCCUGUGAUGUAUGGUCCUUUCCAGGGCUGAGUUACAAGCUUCAUCAUCACCCCCUCCCCACGUCAUCACAAGAGAAUGUUUCUCCCUGCACAAGACCAGUGAGCGCCUCAGAAGCCCCUAGCACUGGCAUGGAGCAAUAGCGGGACCCUGGGAUCUGGGGUUCCCAGGUUGGCUGUGUCACUUGUACAAAUGACUUAACUUUUUGAAUGUCUCCUUCUAAGUCUCUUUGGGAGCCUUUCUUCCUAGCUGACGGUCAUGUAUGAUGGUUCCAUAGCUGGCAAGUCACCCUGAACCUUCAGAAUGGUGGCACGUGAUUUUGGGACUGUGAGCUACCCUGCGCCCAACUCCCUGAUGUCAUUUAGGACUUGCUGCCUUUAUGCACACACAGUAUCACUGCUGACUCUUCUGCCUGCAGAGGGGAUGAGCCUGCAGGGAAGAUUAUGAGGUGAUCCUGAGAAUGAACUGAACACCAUGGAGGCUCUACAGAAGCCCAGGUUGGAUGGAGGGCUCAGCUGACUGGAAAUUGUCUAGGGAGAGCCUCCUACCCCAUGACUGAUAGUUAAUGGAAACAAACUCUGUCAAGCACCGUAGUCUAGUAGGGAGAAGACUCUACCAGGGAUGCAGAUCCUGGAUUCUGCUCCUGUCUUGCUGGUGACCCUUGUGCUAUGCAUUGACCUCUAAGAGCCUCAGCUCUUCACUUGUACAAUGGAUGCACCCACAUGUUUUCCAGUUCACUGGCAGCUGUGACACCUCCCAGGCUGCAGACUCUGGGUAUCCAACAGGACCAUUUGAGAUUUAGGCACCCCUAGAAGAUUUAAGAAAAACGCAUCUGCUUGGAUAAUCUUACAGAAGCCAUCUCCCUAGCUUUGGUAAUGUGUGUCCAAGUGACGAAUAGGAGAUGGGUGGAUUCAGCAGGUGUAUCUUAGGUUUGGGAAGGACCUGGGACUUUGGUCAGUGAGGGGCGGUGAUAGACAGGUUCCAUAACCUGUGGGCUCAAACGCAGAAUCUAGCACACGAACAGGCUACCCUUGGAGGAUCUAACCCAAAACACAUCUUCGUGACUUAUGCUUUUGAUUAGGCAGAAGGAAUAGCAUAAACUUAGUGUCUUCAACCAUCCCAAGCAUUCAGUUUGCUGCACCUAGCCCAGCCACACACUCAGUGCCGAGGCCAUUGCCUCUACCAUCUCCAGAGCUCAAAUGUCUUCUCAACUGAAACCCUAUGUCCAUUGGACACUGGUUCCUCUUUCUCUUUGUCCAUACCCUGACAACCCCAAUUUCUACCCUGACUCUUGUCUGAUUGCCCUGGAGAUCUCAUAUAAUGUGUCCUGUGUCUGGUUUCUCGGGUUCCCUUUGACAAAUAGAGGGACUGUCUGUGCUGAAUCACGCAUUAGAACACCCUUUUAUAAAGCCAGCACUGCGUGUAUUGGCCACAUUGUUUGUCCUCUCACCCCUCAGUGACACUUGGGUCUCCGCUACCAUUUGACUAUGGUGGGCAAUGUUGCUGUGAAGGGGAGCACACAGAAGUGUGGGAUUUUUUUUAAAUAUUAAAAAAAUUAGUAAUAUUUAAAACCCAAAACGUUCCCUAGGAAGUAAGGAUGUGUGGGUUCUUCAGGAAACUGUGGGGUUUGGCCACUUUGCUCCCUCCCCUAGUGAAUUCCAAGCUAGCCACUAUGGGAGCCAUGCGAGGUUGCUCUGCUGUUCCAGUGGCAAGCGCCUGUCCUGGUGGGCCUUGCAGAUAGACUCUCCUCAAUUCAGCCCAAAAGCCAGCUGUGAUUCAGUGACAAUCUUUCAACACUGCAUGGUAGUGACAGUGCAGAUAUCAGAGAAGGCUAGAGCCUCAUCCUAUGUCCCAGGCAAGGAGUGAGGCCACCAUGCUCUGUGGGACAGGCUAGACGCCAUGCUGCCCAUCCCCAAGGCAAAGGCCUGAAUCCUCUGAGCCUCAGUCUUGUCUUGUGGAGGAACAUUGGAGAAAGAGUCCUUUCUCUGGCAGUCUGAAAAGGUGAAGACAGAGGAGGAAGUGUGCGGGAAUGAAGUGCAUUUGGAAUGUGCUCAGCCAGGCCAAGCCAGGAGGCUGGGUGUGCAUGGAUGGGGACUCCUUUACUAUGCUGUAAAGUGGGAAAGGGGGUUUCAGGGUUAUUCCUAGGACCCCUGAGCCUGUGGAAAAUGAACUCGACAUACACCAGUACUCUGUAAAUGUUGCUUUCCAGUCAAUGGGCCCAAGAAAGAGUCACAAAGUCAAGGGAAGCACUCUGGCUUUGCUUCCCACUCCUGCCAAGUCUUCCCAGUACCAGGAGGAGACCAUUAGAAGGUACUCGGCUCUUAGUGCAAGAUCAGCAAAGUCUGUACUAGACAUGGUAGCACACACCUUUGUCCUGACAUCUGGGGAGCAGAGGCAGGUGGAUUUCUAUGAAUUUGAGGUGAAUUCCAAGCUAGCCAGGGCUACACAGCGAGACCCUGUCUGAACAAAACAAAACAAAACAAAACAAAACAAAACAAAACAAAACAAAACAAAACAUUCUCCAAAUACUUUUCCCACAAGGAGGAAGACACAGGUGACCUCUGGUUGGCCCACUCCAUGACUCACGGGCACUAGAUGACAUGGCUUAAUGGUCUACAGAUUUUGUUUAUUCAUUCAGCCAAUAGCAGUGACUCAGGCUAACCCCUGAGUUCUCACAGCAGGAGUCCACUAUGGUCAGCCUAUCAGUGGCUCUGCUGCAUGUCCCUUCUGAGCAGCCCCUCUCCCUGACUUUGCCUUUGAGGCUCACCCGUGGUCUUGUUGUCCUGGGUCUCACAGGUCUCCCUUCCCACUCAACGCUGCUGCAGCUACUUCCUCCUUUCCAAAGCCUGGAUGGAGACUUACGGAGCACCCUGAGCACUGCGUGCCAACUCGAGCCUGCGAUCACAUACGGUGAGGGGGGAAAACCCUUUAAGGUCAGAUGCGGACUCAGCAGAGUCUGGCCUCUUCCCCCUUCGGCUUUGGAUGAGAUGGAAGACAGAUGGAGGAGCCUCUUGUCAACUCACAUUCUGUGGAAAUAGACCAGUUUGGUGCUACUUGACUUUCAUGUGCAAGCUAGAAGACAGAGACCACCUGGCAUAGGAGGGACAAGAAGGAUUUAAAGGCAGAGCAGCAGCAAGAUGACUGUGAGUGGCCUGAAACUCUCUGACCCUGAAGGCACUCCGUACCCUUUUUCCUCAGAAUCUGGCUCCUAACAUACCUGCAACAGCAUCUGCUGGGUGUGCCGGUGAACACUUUGCAGUGGUGUGGGGAAGCACUUUGCAGACUUGAGCACAGUGAAGACACUAUUUGGGUCAUUCCUUUGGUAUGCAUUUAUGGUGCACCUACUGUGUGCAUUGUGAGCAAUGUGAUCUGCUUGCCUCGAGAUGACUUGGAAAACAUUCCUGGACAGAGAAGGACUGCCUGUCAGAUGGCUGCACUACACAUUCAUAGAUUUUUUUUUUUAACUAACAACAGCCAGAGAGUUGGCAUGGCAACGUUUCUCCCUGAACUGCAAGGCAGGAAGCUUAAAAUAGGUACGCUAGAGGUGUGGCAGCAGCCGAGACGGAUAGCUCUGCAGCCUGAAAUGGGUAGUAAACUCAGAGUACUCACGGCCUCGUCUGGCUUCAGCAGGUCAGCAGCGCAGGGACUGAGAGGGAAACCCUAGAAGCAUCCACUGUGGGGGCUGGAGAGAGUAGGACUCACUAUAAAUACCCCUCCUUCCUGAAGCCCAGAGAACUCAAGUGGGACACCUCUGGCCAAUGGGCGCCAGGUGGGACUGCACCUGUUCUGGUGUUUCUCGGGGACUCCCAGCAGUGCCACAGUGCAUCCUCUUCUGAUUAGGGAUGCAGUUCACUGUCUAGAGGGUUUCAAUGUACAUGGCAUCACUUGGAUUCUGAGUCCAAGCCCCGCCCCUUUCUGUGGAAUUCAUGUGCAGGAUCCUCCUUGGGUAGUCCUGGGUCCUGACAUAUUUCGGAACUCUUAUUUAUGGUUGGAUUUAGAGGACUGAGGUUUGAAUCUCCCCUUCCCUGCUUCCACAAUGCUCAACCAGCAGAGCUGAUCAGAAGCUCAUGGGGUUGAAGAUGUAGCUCAGCUGCCUGAGUGCUUGUGUGUGUGAGAUGCUGGAUUCCAUUCCCAGCACCAUAUACACUGGAUGUGGUGAAGGACUGAUCCUAGCACUUUGGAUCAGGGAGGCAGGGGGAUCAGAUGUCCAACUUACCUUUAGCUACACACGUUUGAGGCCAGUCUGGGGUGCACAGAUCUUGUCCCCCAAACAAAACAAAAAGUGAAUUAAGCAAAGCAUGUUGAUACGUGCCUAUAAUCCUCUCAUCUAGCGUUUGGGAGGCAGAGGCAGGAGGAUCCAGCGAUGAAGGCUAGUCUGGGCUGUGCGAAGCUGUCUUAUCAAAAUGAACAUGGGGCAUUUUGGAGUGAGGUUCAUCUGGGAGUCUGGUCCAUCCUCUGCAUGAGGAUCUCAUACAAGGUCUCAUACAAGACUGCUUUGUGCUCCCUCGGUUCAGCAGGCAAUUGAACCAGGUUUAUAAUUUCAGGGGUUUCUUCUCCUAAGAGCUGCUUAAAAGAGAUUAGUGGCUUUUGUUUGUUUCCAAGCUGAGAUCCUAGGUCUGGAAGAUGAACCUUUUCUCCUUCUUUUCCUCCUCUCAUCUUCCUCCCUCCCUCCCUCCCUCCCUCCCUCCCUCCCUCCCUCCCUCCCUCCCUCCCUCCCUCCUUCCCCUGCUUUUCCAUUCUGUCUUUUUUGGGGGAAUCAUGGGGGGGGGACAAUCCAAUAGAGUAUACAGUGGCAUCUGAAAUUUAAUUAGUUCAGGGAAGGACAGGGUUGGAAGAGGCUUUGGCCUACUAUCUGAAAGUGGAUAGUUAUGUCUCCCCAGCUGCUCCACUCGACUUCUCCAAAGCAUCCCUGCCCAGACCCACCUUUCUGGAUCAUUUGUGUGUGGGGGGAUGGUCUCUUGGCCUUAUGUAGUCCAGGCUGAUUUUGAACUCCAGGCUCCCCUGCUUCUGCCUCCCAAGGACUGGGAUUUCUGACAUGUGCCACUUUUUAAGAUCUCAAGUGAGAACAGGGAACUAGACCUGUCAUCUUUCAGACGCUCUUCAUGAUCCCCUUGCCGAGACAGUGGGUGCUGGGGUCACCUGCAGACAUUGUACUGUGUGGAGUCUAGGCAGGAUAGGUACAUAUGCUUCUGAGAAACCAAAUGAAGCGGCUGGGUAGGUAACAAUUCACUUUCAGACAGUGGAUCCAAAGUCCCUUCCAGCCCUGCCCUUCUCUGAACUAAUUAAGUUACCAGAUGCUACUGUGAGUUUCUCCUGUGCUCCAUUGAAUUUAUUUUUACUCUUCACUGGGAAAGAACUGUGCAGGUAGGAGGUUCCCAUCUUUUGAAUAUAUUUAGACACAAGACAGUUUUGUAACAUGACCAUUGAGACCCUCCUAAACCUCAGUGAGCCUUGCAGAGCCAGAGCACACAGUGAGAGAUGGCCUCCAGUUCCUUGUGACAAGUACUGACACCGGGACCUUGGUGACCCAUCACUGCAGAACUAUCUGAGAAUCCAGGGGACAAAAUGUCCCUCUGGCAUCCUCCUUGCAUCUUUAACUCUUCUGGGAAAAAAAUCUUCCAAUUAUUCAACGAACAGCAGCAGGUUUCUCUCCUGCAUUGGUGCCAGUGUGCACCUGCUUGGCUUUGAAGUAAGUACUCUGAGGUUUUCUGGUGCCUUACAGAAGCAGAGAAGAGACCACCCUAGAGGGAUGCUGGCAUGUAACUUCCCCAUGUCACUGAAAGCUCUAGACAAAAGGUACUUCAUACCUUGAACCUAAAACUGUUUGGAAUAAGUCAGUGCACUGUGGGGCUGAAGGGCAGGGUUUUGUUUGUUUCAACUGACCUUCGUUCAUGGUCUGAUUUUUGCCGCUCCCCAGUCUAACUCUUGCAUCAUGGGACAAUUGAACCAAGUCCACAAGAAUAUGGCUUUCUUCAAAAGCAUGAUUAUUGACGGUUGUUUCUAUGACAAAGGUGGCCUGAUGGUAUCUUCCUAUUUGAGUGAAAGGGAAGAUAAAAAUGAAUGAGAUUGUCAAACAUGGCUGAAAACUUAAUUUCAGUCUGUGUCAUUUCCAUUCCCAACUGGAAUAAUACUAUACAGUGUUCAUAAACAUGAUCUUGGAAGUGAUGGGAGGGGAACCAGUACAGCUCUCAUUUAGACUCCUCACUGUGGUGAGUACAAGGCCAGCAGAGGUGGGAGGGCAAGGGAGGAGGGUGCCCUGAACUUUGCCUGGGUCACCAACCAGCUGUGCAAACUCCAACUGGCUCUCUCCAGGGGAGCAGAGGGAGGGUGUGAGGUUAGUACAACAGCCAAAGAACGUUGACAGAUACCAGGGACUUCUGUCACUUCUAUGAAAACAAGCUGCACACAGACACCUCUGAGGGAGUUGGAGCACAGGCUACCCCCUUGAACCUGGGUCUGAAGCUCAGGUUUUUCCCAACCGGUUUUUCAUGGCCAGUGAGGGAAGGGUAUAGGAACCACUGGCUGGGGUGCCUGGCCUUCUCCAUCCCUUGGAGGACAGAAUGAGGAACUUGAAGCUGUAAAGCACAAUACUGUUUGGGAAUAUGCACAUUUUCUAACCAGGUCCCAGGAAUCUAAAAGGACUCUCCCAUAGCUGUGUUACCAAACCCAGGGUCAAAUGUUGGCAGCCCCCCCCUCCUGUCCCGGUUAGCCUCUCGGCACCACAGGGGAGUGGUCCAGUGACAUGUAGACUCCUCUCCUGAUGGAUGCUCUACAGCAGGACCCCACUGAGUGACUGGAAGUGGCUCAGUUGCUGUCCGUAGUACAGUGAACAGAGUGUUUGCUGUUUGUCAGCCACUCCCGACACUACUCAGACCUGUGUACCUCAGGCUCAGUACCCCACCAGGCUUUCCAAUGACGGUUCUGUCUUGUGUCAAUUAGGAUGUUUUCUUGUUACCCAGAAGUAUUUUUCUAUGUGAGUGAAAUGUAUACUUUGUGUAAUUUUUGUACAUUAAAACAUAUGCUUUUUACCAUAA
Molecule: messenger RNA, 16349 nt
Organism: Rattus norvegicus (Norway rat)
Lineage: Eukaryota; Metazoa; Chordata; Mammalia; Rodentia; Muridae
Source: RefSeq, a predicted model, not a curated record